Molecule: messenger RNA, 1987 nt
Organism: Acomys russatus (golden spiny mouse)
Lineage: Eukaryota; Metazoa; Chordata; Mammalia; Rodentia; Muridae
Gene: Polr1g
Product: RNA polymerase I subunit G
Exons: 3
Coding region: 566-1780 (404 amino acids)
Biological process (GO): transcription by RNA polymerase I
Source: RefSeq, a predicted model, not a curated record
CCAGAAGCCCCGCCUCUAAUUGGUACUUUAAAUGAUCCGGUUGCCCGCUUUUCUCUGUUUUCCGACGUAUCCGCUCAAGCCUUCCUCUUUCGCCGCACUAAGGACUACCCAAAGACACAAUCUAGUUUUAAAAGCACAACCGUGACAACCAGAAUGCUUACCUGGCUUUUUACAGGAAUGCCGCCCAAUCGAUCCGUCGGUCGCUUUAAGAGCGAUGGCCUGGCUGGGUCACUGCCCCUUUAAGAGCGUGUUGGAAGAAACCACGUGAGCAAAGUUGUGGAGGGAGCGGACCCUCCGGAGGACCGAUCCGGCCCGCAUUCCUCGCCAACAGAGAAUUGAUUCCCUCCCGUAGUGGAUUGUUGGGAAAUUAGUCAUUCCUCUGCCGUGUGACGUUCAAAAGUGGAGGUUGGCCCGGUUCUGCAAAUAGAGUGACGGGGCCGAGCCACGCCCCCACUCUCCCACGCGACUUGGACGCUUCCGCGUGUGGCUCCACCCCUGGGGUCCACGUGGUGAGCAAGCAGCGUUCCCGGCGGGCAGGUCCUGAGUGGGCUCCCCCGGAGGCGGGAUGGAGGGUACCCCGGCCUGCGGUGCCGCUCGGUUCUCCUGCCCUCCCCACUUUAAGGCGAUGUCUCCAGACUCGGAUCCCCCCUGUUUCACUUUGGAGGCGCUGACAGGUCCAGAUACAGAACUGUGGCUUAUCCGAGCCCCUGCAGACUUCGCCCCACAGUGCCUCAACGGGCGCCGUGUGCCUCUCUCCGGCUCCAAGACUGUUAAGGGCAAACUGGACCGCAAGAAGCAUCGAUACCGGGUCCUGACCAGCAGCCUCCAGGCCGGAGAAGCCACGUUGCUCGCGUCUUCAACGGAGGCAGGAGGCCGACUCACCUGUGCCCCGGCCCCCCAUGGGAGCUUAAGGAUCAUGGAGGGGCCUCAAGAAUAUCGUAUCUCUCGGGUCCCCCUGCAGCCGAUCCCCACAAGCCUCCCACCUCAGGUCCCUGCUGGCCUGCGGCCUCGGUUCUCUGCCUUUGGAGGCAGCCUUCCGGUCACUGGGCCUGGGGCAGCCUCUUCAGGAAAGAAGAAAAAGAGGAAGGGUCCAGAUGCCUCAGCCAGUCAGGAGGCGGUGGUGAACAGGCACGGUGCUGUGGAGGUGGGCACUGCAGGAAUGGAAGUGAGGAAGAAAAAGAAGCAGCAGGUGGCCGAGGUAGAGGUGGUGGGGGCCGAGAUGGCAGAGCCACCACUCCCGCCUGCCACCGGCAGCAAGAAGAGGAGGAAAGCCAAGGAGGCAGAGAUUCUCCAGCCAGAAGAGGGUCCAGGGCACACAGAACCUGUGGCUCAAACAGUAUCUCCUGAGGGGGCCACCUUGUCCCCCACCAAAAAGAGAAAGAGGCAAAAGGAGGCCGAGGUGGAUGGCACCGUGACUGCCUCUCUGCCACAGGCCACUGUGGAACCCGAAGAGGAAAGCGCCCUGCUGUCCCCCACAAAGAAGAGGAGGAAAGAAAAGAGGCAGAAUUUGAUGAUGGAGCCAGAGAUGGGGUUCCCGGGAGAGAUCAUGGAGCCUGAACUUUCAGAACAUGGAGUUCAGGCUGAGGUAGCUCCUGUGUCCCCCAAGAAGACGAAGAAGAAGAAAAAGGAAAAGCGUCUGGAAGAGGCACCUCUGGCUUUGGAGGCAGAGGUGACAGAGGCUGCCCUUCCGGCUAACUUUGAGCCCCAGGUGGCUCCAGCACCCAGCAAGAAGAAGAAGAAAAAGGAGAAAGGACAGAAGGCGACAGAGUCUGGAGUCUGAGGUGUCUCACCCAGGAGAGUCCGAGGAGCCUGAAGCCACGGCAGGUCAAGGAUCCACCAAGAAGAAGGAUGGGGAAAGUGGGGUGCAAGACACCUCCCCAUUGGGGGAUGUCUCCCACAGGACAGGAGAAGCAGCAGCAAAAGAGGACCCUUCAGCAGCAACCCUAAUAGUACUGUGGGGAAACUGAGGAACUAGCAGGCUGAGGUG